Molecule: messenger RNA, 1384 nt
Organism: Coffea arabica (coffee)
Lineage: Eukaryota; Viridiplantae; Streptophyta; Magnoliopsida; Gentianales; Rubiaceae
Source: RefSeq, a predicted model, not a curated record
GCUUGACGGUCCGGGUUUUAAAACAUUGCUUUCAUUCCUUGCAACUAGAUUCACCUGGCUUUCUUCCGUUCAACACCGACAAUUCAAUACAAAAGACUAAUUGUUGGGGUGGCUCAUGUUGAAGACUUCGAAUCAAUAGCUGAGCCAGAGAAACGUGCGAAUUGUGAACAACAAGCUCUCACCUUUGCAAAACUGCUUCUGAAAGAAAGGCGAAGGUUCAAGAGCAUUGGUGAAGUUGUUUCUGCCAUUCAGCAGCCUAAAUCAUGAGAAAUUCCUCCUCAAAUUUAUGAUUUUAGAUAUUGCAAGGAUAAUUGAGUUAAAUUGUGAUACCUCCAAAGGACAAGCAGAAUGUAUUCAAGGGUAAUAAGAGAUUUCUUCGGUUUUGCAUCCCAAAAAAAAUAAAAAAUGAACGGGCAAAUACGUAAAGUUACAUUCUGAGAAAAUUCUUUCUUUCCAUAUCUCUCCAACUCUCAAACAAGGGAAAGAUGUUUCUUUUCUUUUCUUUCAUUGAACUCCCAAACGAAAUAUUCAUCUUUUCUCCUCUUUUCCUUUCUUUUCUAAGUUAUCUUUUCUCUUCUCUUCUCUUCCUUCGUCUACUCCCAAACUAAGCCUUAUUUAUCAGUUCUGCAACCGCUGAGAAACUCUAAAACCCUCCCACCUAAUUCUUAAACCUCAGUUUUUCUGCGUAAAUUAGCAAACAUUAGGAAAAAUGAUGAGGAUAGCGCAAGCUCCGAUUCAAUUCACAAAACAGCCCUACAUUGAAGAUGUCGGCCCCCGCAAAAUAGAAAGUAUUCAGUUUUCUACAUUCGGAGAAUCCGAGAUUCUGAAAGCAGCUGAAGUACAAGUAUACCGCGGUGUAUAUUAUGAUUCUGCGAAAAAGCCUUGGGAGAAUGGCUUAUUAGACCCUCAUAUGGGCCCCGCAAACAAGAAUGGAAUUUGUGAAACAUGCCAUGGGAACUUUAGGGAAUGUCCAGGGCACUACGGAUAUUUGACUCUUGCUCUACCAGUUUACAAUGUUGGAUACUUGAUUACUGUCCUCGACAUCUUGAAGUGCAUUUGCAAGGUAGAUGCUUAUAGUUCUACUUAUAUGUUUGUGCAUAGUAUUUACUUUGACCUGCAAAUCUCUCUCUCUCUGUCUCUCUCUCUCUCUCUCUUUUGGAUUCAAGUUGAUGCAAAGUAUACUUCUUAUUUGCUGUUGGUUCAUCAUUUUGUACGUAGGACUGACUUGAAUAAUUAUAGGAGUGCUAGGAUGACAUUCUUUUGUCUGAAAAAAAAAAUUCUUUUACCAAUCUGCCUUCUAUUUGCCACUUGUGUCCUCAUGUGCCCAAAAAAAAAAAUCCCCUUCUCCUUGCACUCAGAACAUGCAAAGAGGUGCUGUUUCUAG